AUGAACAGCUUCUCAACUACACUUCUUGCUAUUGUUUUCAUGACAUCUCCCUUUUUGACCGGGGCGUUCAAUUUUGCGGAUAACUUUGAAUUAACGAAUCUUGAUCAUGCACAUUCAUGGUCGGCAGAGGAAUUGAAGGACCCUGUUAGGAAGUUUUUUACAAGCUUCGAUGACGACCGAGAAGAGGAUUUAGUCAACCAGAUGGAUCCAAAUGCCGAGUUCUACCAUUACACAACGAAAUUCUUGGUAGAAGAUCUUCCUAUACUUUUGGAAAUCCAGUUGAAAGGCCACAGAUAUCAAACAGAAAUAUACAAAAUGAGUCUCUCGCCAGACUCGACUGACAAGAAAGCUAAGAUGGUAGUCUUUGGUAAAGUGAAUACGAGUCUCUCGCCAGACUCGACUGACAAGAAGGCUAAGAUGGCAGUCAAUGGUAAUGUGAAUGAGAUUAUGCAGAGAGAAUCAAGGAGCUUCAAGGUGUUCAUGGAUCUCAUUCGAAACAACGGCGAAAUCAAAAUUAAGAGAUUUGAGCGAGUUAGACUGUAG
Melampsora larici-populina 98AG31 is the source of this 543-nucleotide messenger RNA. RefSeq lists its product as uncharacterized. The coding region runs from base 1 to 543 and encodes 180 amino acids. The transcript is spliced from 4 exons. Lineage: Eukaryota; Fungi; Basidiomycota; Pucciniomycetes; Pucciniales; Melampsoraceae. The record is from RefSeq and is a predicted model, not a curated record.